This is a messenger RNA of Sceloporus undulatus (fence lizard), 1316 nucleotides long. It is a transcript of the gene SPMAP1, whose product is annotated as chromosome 6 C17orf98 homolog. The record is from RefSeq and is a predicted model, not a curated record. Bases 766 to 1230 code for a protein of 154 amino acids. The transcript has 3 exons. Lineage: Eukaryota; Metazoa; Chordata; Lepidosauria; Squamata; Phrynosomatidae.
UCAAUUCUUGUAAAAAAAUUCCAAAAAGUGCACUUCCACUACAUUUUGUAUGCCCCUGGGCCAAUUUAGGUUAAAGAAGGACCUUGUUUAAAACUGGAAACAUGAUGAAAAUGCCCCCAUAAUUUCUAGAGGUGUUUGGAAGCAAGGAAUUAUGUUUUUGUUUGUGGGAGCAGGUGUUGCCCUCCCAGGGGGCUAAUGUGACCUCCACAAUUGUCCACUUCUGAUCUAGAGGCUUAAACAAUCUUGCCAAUGGAGGGAUGCAGGGGAGACAUGACAAUAUUGAAAUACUUUGUUUUUCAUAUGGACCUUGGGACUAAAAUAGUACAAUUAAUUACUAAAUUCAGAAUAUGAUCUCUGGUUGUAAGAAAAUAAGCUAAUAAGGACAAGACAGAAAUACCUUUAAAAUUGCAAGAAUGUGACUGAGAUGAUUUUAAUUGUUUCAAAAUAGAGACAAAAGUUCUGCCCCCUUUUUGCUUUUGGAGAUUUGGUAACAAUCAGAUGGUACAAAACAGAACAGUGUUUGUGACACUGGAAAGUAGGGUCCAAGUCCUAAAGCACCCCUGGUCCUUUUGAAUAAAGUAGCUUUAGUGUAUUAGCAACCUCUUCCCUUGGUUGUUAGGGAGCAAUUGUCUGCUGAUAGCAUCACAGUGACACUCUGGUAAGGCAAUAAUUGUCAAUGUUAGGGUUGCUAGGGAGAUGAUGGAAAGGGGAGGCUAGUGUGUUUGGAGUGGUGGCUGGUGGUUUUUACUCUUCCCUGAACCAGGCAUGACGUGUGUUACACGAAAAUGCCUACAGAGAGAGAGAGAAUUCAUCCUUGAUGGAGUGGCAGUGGACACCAUCGCUAGUAGCUACACCAACAUUUUGCCCAAGCUGUGGUCUGCCUUGCCACCUUAUAAUGCUCAGCUGGACAUCCAUGCGGCCAGCUACUUUUCAUCCCCAGUGGUCAAAUCUGUGCUGAAAAAAACAGAACAGACUCGUGGAGGGACCUCCAGAGAUGGCUGGAUAGUGGAUUAUUUCCACAUCUAUGGACCAGGGCAGAGGUACUUGAACAGGAGAAACUGGGCAGGAGCUGGUCAUUCUCCACAGCAAGUGGCUGGUCAUCAUUUAUACUUGAUGAAUGUGAAGCCUAUCAAUGGAUUCAAUGGCCGUUAUGGUUACCGCCGUAACACUCCUGAUCUCCGCACACGCUCUUCUUGCUUUGGCGAAGUCACAUGGUUCCCCAUCCAUUGAGGAAUAAUAUGGCAUAUCUUCUGUGCCUUCCUUUGAUGCGUUUUGGUUUUGAUUUUCCCAUAAUAAUAAAAUACGCUUAAUUUUCA